Closterium sp. Naga37s-1 is the source of this 1707-nucleotide messenger RNA. Lineage: Eukaryota; Viridiplantae; Streptophyta; Zygnematophyceae; Desmidiales; Closteriaceae. The record is from the annotation of a GenBank genome assembly.
AUGCUCGUUCCGACCCCGUUCCUUCCGCCCCUGUUCCUUCGGCCCCGUUCUUCCGCCCCUGCUCUUUCCGUCCCCAUUCCUUCCGCCGCUGUUUUUCUUCCGCCCCUGCUCUUUCCGCCGCCGUUCCUCCCGCAUGUCUCCGCUCGCAGCUGUCGGUGGUGGACGUGGCGAUCUUCCUCGCGGAGUGGGAUGGCGAUGCUGUUACGAGGAGCAGGGGGUUUCCAUCGCGGCCUCGUGCCCAACAUCUGCCCCGGCGAGCACGACCUGCUCCCUCUCACCGACGCCCCCCCCAAGCCCGCCACCCUGGCGGAGAGGCGUGCAGAGAAGGAGGAGAAGGGGGAGGAGGGAGAAGGAGCGGCGGUGGUGCCGGCGCCGCCGAUGCCUCUGGCGGUGCACAGCGAGGUGACUGGUGGCGUGGUGGGCGAGGAGUACCGCGUUCUGUCUCAGAUGGACGUCGCUACGUUCCUGCUGUCACACGAGGGCUUGAUGGGACUGGCUCUGGCUAAGAAGGUGGACGAUCUGGGACUGGUGUGGCCGCUGGUCGUGACCAUAACGCCCGCUGACACUCUGCUGCAUGCCUUCCGCCUUUUCAGGCGCCAUCAGGUGACGGCGCUGCCUGUGGUGGCUGCACAUGCAUCCGAGCCCCACUCAGGCUUCCAUGCGUGCGGGGAGGAUCUGAUCGAUACUCUGCCAUUUAUCCUCCUUACCCCACGCCCUACCCGCUUCUAUCAGGUUACCGCACUGCCAGUGGUGGCUGCACACGCGUCAGAGCCCCACUCAGGCUUCCACGCGUGCGGGGAGGUUCUUAUCGAUACUCUCUCGGCCUCUGAUGUGCGCUGCAUUCACGUGUUGGAGGGGGGGGUGGAGGGGAAGAAGGGACACGAGGGGGUGAAGGAGGAGAAGAAAGAGGGGAAGAAGGAAGAGGGGAAGGGGAAGCACGGGAAGAAGGGGAAGGAGAGGAAGGGUCAUGGGAAGAAGACAGCGGUGCGGGUGGGUGAGGAGGAAUUCGAGGACCUUGGGGCGAUCACAGUGGGGGAGUUUCUGAGCGCUGUCAGGACGACACAGCACCGCCACCUCAUCACCUGCACCCGCAACACGAGUCUAAGGCGGGUGCUGCACCGAAUGGUGAGGGAGAGGGUGCACCGCGUGUGGGUGGUGGAUCAGCAGGAGCAGCCCUCUCCCAUGCCCUCCCCUCGCAUCCCCUCUACAAGCAUCUUCAAGGACAACCUAGAAGACCAGGGUCACGCUGGCAACGGCAAGCCGAAGGCGCACGCUGCUACAGUACUCCCGGCCAUAGAAGAGGACAAACCGGCUGUAGCGGAGGAAGGUCCGGCUGUAGCAGCAGGGGAAGAGGGAGUGAGACUUGCUGCUGCUAGCCUUUUACAGGGUGUAGCUGGAUCGUCGAUGGGAGGGGUUGGAGGAGGAGUGGGUGGGGGAAAUGUGGAGAUGCAUUUACAGGGAGUGGUGAGCCUUACGGACAUUCUCCGUAUUGUGCGUGUGCUGCCCAUUGCCAGUCUCUCCUCCUCUCAGCUGGGCGAACUGGGGAAGGAGUUGGAUGUGCAGGAGGGAGGGGAGGGGAAAGAGGAGGAGUUGGAGGGGUGGGAGAUGGGUGGAGGAGAGUUCCUCACUCCUGAUUGGAGCAUAGCGCCCGGGUCGCUGCUGGAUUGGUGGCCGAAAAUGAGCAAGUCUUCCUCGGUUGGUGGUUGA